This is a messenger RNA of Drosophila obscura, 3208 nucleotides long. RefSeq names its product innexin inx2. The record is from RefSeq and is a predicted model, not a curated record. Gene Ontology annotation, molecular function: gap junction channel activity. Gene Ontology annotation, cellular component: gap junction; plasma membrane. The transcript is spliced from 2 exons. NCBI's taxonomy places the organism in Eukaryota, Metazoa, Arthropoda, Insecta, Diptera, Drosophilidae. Gene Ontology annotation, biological process: phototransduction. Bases 682 to 1785 code for a protein of 367 amino acids.
GAGCUCAGACGAAAACCGAUAUCCGAAGUGUACGCUUUAGUGCCCGCUGCUGUGUCGGCGUUUUAUACUACCUGGGUAAUACCGCCGCCAGCCGUCGCCGUUGUCGUCGUUCGUCGUCGUCGCCGCUACCGCCAACACCAGCACCAGCACCAUCACCAUCGCCACCACCCGACCGCGCGCCCGCCCGCGCUUUUCGUUUGAGUUUGAGUUCGAGUUAACGAGUACGAUUGUGUCGCGUCGUCCGUCGUGUGUUUGAGAGCGUGCGCACCCGAAGACACUCCGCCGAAGCCGAAAGCUCGCUGGGGGAUCUCUAACCAGAGCGCGCCUGUGUGACCAAAUCCAAGACCAAUUGUUGAUCGUGCCCAGACCCAGACGCAGGCGCACACCACAAAACAAGCGCGCACACACACACACACGCACAGACACACGAAUUAAGAAUAUACAUUUUUUUUUACUGUUUUCGCUUGAUGUGCAUUAUUCUUGGGCCGGAGACUGAAGAGUUAUGUUGGACAAGUGAGCAGCAGGCCAUAAGCAAGAUCAGCAGCAGCAGCAACAACAAGCCGUAAUUGAAACAGCACGGCAAUCGGCCAAUCCAUCAAUCAAAGCAAGAACGAACGGUAAAAGAAGGCAAAUCAAAAAAAACAAGAGCAUCAACGCAGAAGAGACAAGACCAGCUUCACAAUGUUUGACGUAUUCGGCUCCGUUAAGGGGCUGCUGAAGAUCGACCAGGUGUGCAUCGACAACAAUGUAUUCCGGAUGCACUACAAGGCCACCGUGAUCAUCCUGAUCGCCUUCUCACUGCUGGUGACAUCCCGCCAGUAUAUCGGGGAUCCGAUCGACUGCAUCGUCGACGAGAUACCCCUGGGUGUGAUGGACACCUACUGCUGGAUCUAUUCGACAUUCACGGUGCCGGAACGCCUAACCGGUGUGACCGGCAGGGAUGUGGUCCAGCCGGGCGUUGGCUCCCAUGUGGAGGGCAAGGAUGCAGUCAAGUAUCACAAGUACUACCAGUGGGUGUGCUUUGUGCUCUUCUUCCAGGCGAUACUCUUCUACGUGCCGCGGUACCUAUGGAAGUCGUGGGAGGGUGGACGUCUCAAGAUGCUCGUCAUGGACCUGAACAGCCCGAUCGUGAAUGAUGAGUGCAAGAAUGAUCGCAAGAAGAUCCUCGUCGACUACUUCAUUGGCAAUCUGAAUCGGCACAACUUCUACGCCUUUCGCUUCUUCGUCUGCGAGGCCCUCAAUUUUGUGAAUGUGAUUGGUCAGAUCUACUUUGUGGACUUCUUUCUCGAUGGAGAGUUCAGCACGUACGGCAGCGAUGUGCUCAAGUUCACCGAAAUGGAGCCCGAUGAGCGCAUCGAUCCGAUGGCGCGAGUCUUUCCAAAGGUCACCAAAUGUACGUUCCACAAAUACGGUCCCUCCGGCGAUGUGCAGAAAUUCGACGGACUGUGCGUGCUGCCGUUGAACAUUGUCAAUGAGAAGAUCUACGUGUUCCUGUGGUUCUGGUUCAUCAUCCUCAGCAUACUAUCGGGCAUCUCGAUCAUCUACCGCAUCGCCGUCGUUGUCGGCCCCAAGCUCCGUCACCUGCUCCUCCGCGCCCGUUCCCGCCUGGCCGAGAGCGAGGAGGUCGAACUGGUGGCAAACAAGUGCAACAUCGGUGACUGGUUCCUGCUCUAUCAGCUGGGAAAGAACAUCGAUCCACUCAUCUACAAGGAGGUGAUAUCUGAUCUCUCGCGCGAAAUGGUUGACGAUGAGCAUAGUGCUCAUAAGCGACCAUUCGAUGCCUAAAAUCUAAGCGAAGACCAACACGAAUACGAACACGAAGAUGAAGAUGGAAGACUAGGACGAGGACGAGAGCGAGAAUAAGAACGGGGCGCUCAUCCAUUCAAGGAGUGGGCGUGGCAGUGUGCCAGAGUGCCAUUUCACGCCGCCGAAGGUUAAAUGAGGACUCUCCAAAGUCGCUGGAUGUCAAUGUAGAUUGAGGCCUUUUGAGCUAAUGACGAGCUAAUUGAACACAUAUCAACGAAUUCCCUGCUGAAAAUGGGAUAGACGCAAACGGGGUGUUAGCUAGAGAUGCAGUUUGGAGAGACAGCCGAACGUAUACUCCUAUAAAAAGAAAAAUAUGAAUUAAUAAUAAUAGUACACAAAUGAAUGUAACAUAUACUAGCCGAAUCCCAGGGGCUGGGGGUUUGGCUCUGCCCCGAUGGCGCACGACAAUCAGAAUUUACAUACAAGUUCCGAAACCCCCGAAAAUCCCCCUGGGUGAAAUCCAUUAAAAGACAGGAAAAAAAAGACAUUUUUCAACUAUAAUUUAUGGCAUACAAUGUAGGUACGAGUAUGCCGUCAAGGAGCAGCAGCAGCAGCUAACGAAUUAAGUUAUGGGUUAGAGAUAUACUAUAUACAGAUCCAUAUAUAAUAUAUUUUUAAUAAGCAAUUACACAGAUAUUUAUACAUGCGAAGAGACAUACAAUAUAUAUUUACGAAAUGCCACAUGCGAGUAAUAUUUAUGCUAAGAGUUGUGAUCAUUGAUUAAGACAUCUAUCUAAAACAAAAAAAACAAAAAAAAAUUCGGUUAUAUACAUAUGUAUGUAUGUACAUUUAUCCAUGAAAAAAUAACAAUAAUUUACAAAUAGUAAAGUAAAAAACAAACAAAAAACGCCAGCAUAAAGAGAGAACCACCCCCUAUUGUUAACACUAAUAUACAUACAUACAUACAAUACCAUACAUACAUACAUAUAUUAAAUAUUCUAUUUCAAUUUUUACACAUAUAAUUUAGCAAUUUUCGCCAGCAAUUAGUAAUUAGUAAUUUUUUCAUAAUAUUAAUAAUAUUUUGUUUUUUUUUUUUGCAUAUUUUUGGUAGCAUUUAUAUAGUUUAGCGCAAUUUUUUUUACACUCACGAGAAAUCAUCCAUAAACGAAGGGAGGAAAGGAGAAAAAUCUAUAUAUUUAUACAAGAGAAAAAAAUAUAAUAUAUACAUAUAUACAUUAAAAACUAAAUGUAAGUGCAUUGAAAAGACAAGCAACAAAUGAAAGACUCAAAGGCAAUAUUUAAAAAACAGCUAAAAUCGGGAAGCAAUAAAAAAAAAAAAAAUAAAAUAAAUAAAAAUAAAAAUCAAUGUUUGUCAUUUUUAGGCUAAGUUUCAAUUUCAAUUCCAUAUUCUUAUGCCUAAUUAUAAUUUUAUGAAAAUUACUCGAGAACAUGAUGAUUUGUU